This is a messenger RNA of Tigriopus californicus, 1940 nucleotides long. RefSeq lists its product as uncharacterized. NCBI's taxonomy places the organism in Eukaryota, Metazoa, Arthropoda, Copepoda, Harpacticoida, Harpacticidae. The coding region runs from base 99 to 1940 and encodes 613 amino acids. The record is from RefSeq and is a predicted model, not a curated record. The transcript is spliced from 2 exons.
AAUAGAUGACAAUUUUCACUCCACUUGAAACCUUGCCAUCAAAACCAAGCUUAGAUAUUCUUAAUUGAAGAAGAGUCACCUUGUCAAGAAAUGUUCUCAUGUUUUACCCGAGAUCUACCAACAACGUUUCAACCGCUCUUCCGGCUACAAAAAAGCGACAUAAAACGCCAAAUCUUGCUCAGAAUACACCUAUUCUAAACCCCAUUGCUUCUUCUUUGAGACAGGGUACAAAAAGCAAAACAUAUCAUCACGCUAUUGAUCAUGCCCCAGUGAUCAGUAACCAGCAAGGUAAACUACUGGAUCCUCAAGUUUUUAAAGGCUCGCCAAAAGAGAAUUGGUCCAUAAAGACGAGCAACGAGUUGAACCACUUGAAGCGAGGAGUAGUGACAUAUCCAGAACGAACGGAUUCUUCUGCUGUGGAAAGUGCGUCCUCCCAAGCAUCAGCCAACUCCGGCGAGACUCAUAUCUGUCAGAUUCACAAUGAAACCUUGGACCAGUGUUUGGAUCAAGAGGGCACUUAUGUAUGCAAAUCUUAUGGAUCAAGAUGCUUCAUCAUUCAGAAAAUGCCAAGCUCAAUACGGACCACAAAUGGUCAACCCAUUGACACUCAAAGCAUUCAACAAACCUUGAACGUGGCAGAAAUAAAAUCCCUUGUAAGUGAGGCUACAAUUGUGGUGAACUCUAAUCUGAUUACUUGGAAAUCCAAGGCCGAUGUAUGCUCAUUUGCACGGACCAAUGCAACGAAAUAUCCUAAUUUAGAUUCAAGGAACUGUCAAGAGUGCCUAGCAAGUUCUUUAGCUUCAUCUCUGGCUAAAUUAAAGGCCUCAAAAGACCAAGAGAACCAGACAGUGACGUCUACCUCGAAUCAAAAUAUUUAUGUUCAACAAGUUAGAAUUGACAAAGCAGCAGCCUCUACGAUAAGUUCAACGGCAAAUGAAACUUCCUCGUUCAACAAUCCUGGCUCAAGGUUGUGCACAUCUACUACCCAAUUAUAUAGAACCCAAGUUUGUUCCACCAUACUCUCAUCAUCGUCUUCACCAUCAUCAAGAUCUAUUGAACCCGUAUUACUAGACUCCUCGAAACGUGGAAACAGCAAUUGUGCCAACAAUGCAUCCAAGUAUUUUACUGCUUUAAGUUAUAAGCCGUCUUCCAAGAAAAAACAGAAAUUUUUGGGACGUCCGAUCACCCCUCAGUUUGAGAUUAGCUCCAAGGCUAAUAACAAUUUGUCAUCAUCUAUUGGUUACAAAUCUACUGCUACAUAUCCGUUGAAAAAGUGGCCUUUAAUCAAUUCCAAAGAAAACGGGGUCACCUCCACUGACGACGUGCCCGGUGGGACGACGACGAUCACGGUGACACCUCCUACUCCCCUUACCAAAGAGUCAUUCAUAGUACCUAAUGGAAUUUCCAUCAAUGGGGCAUUCACAUCAAGGACCAAGAGCUUAAUUUCGUCCGUUGUGUCUACGGGCUCUAAGCCAAUUGACAAUUCAGGGCUGUUCUCCAGACCGGGAAACGAGUUUAUCCUAGCUCAAGCCAAAAAGCGCUUUCAGUCCAAGAUCUACAGGAGUCAAAGCUUGGGAAAUCUGGUUCCAAACUCGAGCAAGAAGAAUCCCAAAGAUUUGAGACAGCAGAAAGAAGUCAGGGAUACUGCCCCUCUUCCAAGUUCAAUUGACGCAACAUUGUUCACGUGCUCUAGUGUGUCAAAACCAAGGUCUCUUCUGAAUUCAAAAGUACCUGUCAUUGGUUUGAAAUCACAUCAAUUGAAUUUAGCGCCAACAACAAACAUUGAGUGUAACAUCCCUCUCAACAAUAACAUUCACAGAGGUAAGUACCAAUUAAUUCACUUUAACAAAAAGCAAGGGGUGUUGAUCUUUUUGAACGUCGAAAAUGGCAUUCAAUUUGCGGUGCAAUGUGAACUGGAUGGUCGUGGCCAUACAAGAUAA